AAUUUUAAGUCUAUGGAAUGUAUGUGUUGUGUGUGGUGUAAUAUUUAAGUUAGAGCAUUGCAAUGUCAUAAUAACUUCCUUAAUUGUUAAAACCAUAACAAAUUAUAAUUUAGUACUUUUUUUUAAAAUCUAGUACUAUUUUCUCGCAUAAAUUGGUACGAAAUAUUUAUUACUUUACUUGUGGACAGGACACCCUGGUUGCAGUGACUUUGCGCAUCACAAAGUGAUUGGACGUAGUGCUCGUAUUGUGUUAUUACAUUUUUUAGUUAAAUAUUUUACUGCAAUGGGAGCGUGUACAUUCAAUUUAUUUCUUGUAUUUGUUACAUGUGCUCUUCAGACAAGUCUGGCCAUCAAGUGUUUCACUUGCAGAUCGGACAUGGACCCUAAAUGUGCAGAUCCUUUUGACAACUCGACAAUUGCGAUAAGUGAUUGCGCUUAUGAACGAGACGUAGAAAAUCUUCCUGGCGUGCGACCUAACGUGUGUAUGAAGGUGCGACAGAAAGGAAACAAUGGUUAUUUCACGAUGAGGAGUUGUGGAUGGUCUUUGGGAAUGGAUAACAACAUCUGCAAUAACACCAACGUGGAGAAAAAGUACUGCUCCAUCUGCAGCAACAAGGACGGCUGCAACUCCGCCCCCGGGUCGCUGCUGCCGUCUGUCGUCAGCGUGUUGGCGCCCGCUGCGCUGGUGGUCCUGCUCAAGGUGCCCGCCUAGCUGACAUCUUGCCCCCUUGGCCAGGCAGUCUUGGCGGGCGACAGCAACCGCGACUGAUACUUGUUUCGGCACCGCGGGAGUCCCAGCCAUUUCCGUCCUUCCGAGGAGCGCCUCAACCCAGAAUAAUGUGUUAAUAAAGCGCACACCACUGCUGCUCUCUAAGCCACACUUUUUUUUUUUUUGGAACUGCAGGCCGAGUCAACACACUCACUAGUAUAGGUUUAGCUUCUAGCUAGUUUCGCAGCUAGUUUUCAUAUAGCAGUCUAGUUGUCAGCACAAACAUAUCUAGUAUCAUGUACUGUUUUUAAAAGUCAAUUUUAUAUCUUGUACAAACUACACAUUCCUUAUAAUUUUUUUAUGUAGUAGUUAUUUAGAAUGCUUGAAUUUCUUUUAUUGAUGCAUAAACAAAAUUUUCUAAAAUGAAAAGCAUGCACCAAAAAAGUUAUGGAGAUUAACUUUCCAAAUGUUAACAGUGUAUAAUCAUAAUAAGAUUAACUAUGAGUUCUACAGAAAUAACUACAAAAUUACUAGUUCAAAGAAUUUUAUGGCACUUACUUGCAAGAUUGGAAUCAAAGUGUAGAAAAAAUGCAGUUUUAUAUAUUAGGCCUGCCUUCAUUAUAGAACCGGUGUAAUUUAUGUUAUAUAUUAUAACUUACUUUCGACAUUUUACAAGGAAUUUCAUAUUAUCUUUGAUAGAUUUGUGCAAUGGGAGUGCAUGACUUGAUGUAAUCUUUUAGACAAACGCCAUUGCUUAGCAAUUUGCUUACAUGUGCUUAGCAAUGGUGUAUGUCCAAAAGCUUACAUCAAGCCUAGGAAUUUCACUUAACUGUGAGUGAUACAUCCAUGUAUUCCACUAUAUCAAACAAAAAUCUCUUGGCUACAUGUUUUGUAAUACCUUACACUAGUAGCCAGAUGUUAGUCAUUUUCAAUGUUUAUGGUGCCAUUCUUAAUUUUAAAUAUUGUAACCAUUUGUAUAUUGAAAAUUAAAGUGUGCGUGGAAAUAAAA
Molecule: messenger RNA, 1718 nt
Organism: Bacillus rossius redtenbacheri
Lineage: Eukaryota; Metazoa; Arthropoda; Insecta; Phasmatodea; Bacillidae
Exons: 3
Coding region: 284-712 (142 amino acids)
Biological process (GO): positive regulation of voltage-gated potassium channel activity; regulation of synaptic transmission, cholinergic; sleep
Source: RefSeq, a predicted model, not a curated record